Molecule: messenger RNA, 4569 nt
Organism: Vitrella brassicaformis
Lineage: Eukaryota; Vitrellaceae
Source: the annotation of a GenBank genome assembly
CAAAAACGCUGGAGGGGAGAAAAAGAGGGCUGCUGAAGAUUCAUGGCAUCCUUGUCACUGUGGUGUUUUGAUCGGAUUCGGAGGAAAGGCGUUUUCAUCGUUUUGCCGAUGGUUGUGCGGCGCUGGCGCUGCUCGGGUGUGUUUUUGGCGAUUGCUGCGCCCCUAUGCCUGUCUACGGCGUCUGCGGAUCAUCAUCUGCAGCCGGCAUUCGUUCGUCCGGCUGUGAGAAAACCACUCUCGUCCGUCGGCAGGCUGUCCAAGCACAAGCACCGACUGUCCACAGUGCAUUCAGUGCAGCCGUCAACAGCCGAAGACAUCGAUGUCGAAUCGCCGCCCGUCACUGCCAACGGCUAUGUGGCACCCGGCACACAGCGGCCAUCGCCAUCACCCUUACAGCCACUGGGCGGCCCACCAGUGACGCCCGUCGAGGGCAGCUGGCCCGCAUUUGCUAUCGACGGCGUGCAAUUCAGGCCACACAAAGAUCCCGCCAGCCUCUCGCUGCGGCAGGAGGGCCGUCCACGUCGCGUGUUGGUGUAUCUCCCCGGGCUGGAUGGUACGGGGGAUUACUCUUUUCGUCAGCUUGAUGACCCCGGGCUGAGUGUGCACUACGACGUGUGGCGGGUGCAGAUCCCGUGGGACAACCAGCUGACCUACAGGCAGAUACUCUACCUUACCGAACGGUGAGGGAGUGGGUGGGGGUCAAUGCACAUGCAUCUCGUCUGUGUGGCUGACUGAGUUUGCCUGCCUGGCUGCGUUUUGCAGCGGUCUGAGGGAGAUCCAACGGAUCUACUGUGGCGACUCGGUGCCUGAGAGGCCUUUUAUCACGCUCAUGGGGGAGAGCUUCGGAGGUGCGUGUGGUGUAGCCAAUACAUGGAUCGAGUGGAGGGAGGAAGCACACCAUUUCUGUCUGUCUGUCUGUGUGUCAGGUCUAUUGAGCAUCGGCCUCUCUCUCCGCCCCGAUGCCGCCGACAUUUACGAAACAGGUCAGCCCGCACUUGUCCACCGUGUCCUUUGUGCUUUCUGCUCAUUCUCUGUCUGUGUCGCUGUUCAUCUCAGUGGUGCCCGUGAACCCCGCCACAUCGUUCCGAAAGACCUUUUGGCCGACCAUCGGGCCCAUCAUCGCAGCCACACGAGGGCGGGUGAGGCACAAGCUCUUACACAUUCACUCAUUCAUGCAUGGACUAAUCAAGGGAUAACUAAUGCAUUACACGAGGUUUGGCUGCCGCUCUUUCUCUCUCUCUCUCUCUCUGUGUCAGUUGUAUGGCGUGGCGGCGCUGGCCUCGUUGGUCCCCACGGUGCCCGAUUGGCCUCAGAUGCUCUACUUCGGUGGGCGGGUCGUGUCAGCCGACCGACCAAUGGAGCUCCUGGGGCAGUGGUGGACCAAGCUCAACAGAUUCGCCACUAACGUAAGGAACCAAACACACUCACUGCUCACGUGCCACAUUGAAUAGACAGACGAAGUCUGUGUAUGUGUGUGUCGUUUUAUUUAGUUGUCGGCGGAUCGGCUGAGUUUCCGGCUGACCCGUUGGCUGGACGAGGGCAGCCGGGCGGUGGAGAGACAGCUGGAGGCACUCACCAUGACCACAGGGGGAGAGGGGGUCGCCUCGCCCACACUACCGUCUUACCUCUUCAUGGGAGGUACGCACACGCACGCUCACACACAUUGCUCACACACUCACACGUGUCGCAAUUUCUGUCUGCACACAGGCACGGCGGACAGGAUGCUGCCGUCUGGGGAAGAGGCGCAGCGUCUGUAUGACAUAUUUGCCGACAUCAAGGGGCCACAAGCAGCGCAAGAUCAGCUGAACCUCGUAGGUAGUAGGGAAGGAUGCACGCCUCCACUCUUUCUCUCGUCAUCCUCCAAUUCUCCCGGCAUGCAGGUGUUGCUGCAGGGCGCCGGGCACUGGGCGUUCGACAGCCGGUCCAACAUGACGGACAUCAUCCUCUCAUCACUUCCGCCAGCUGUGCGGGUCACACCGGGCAAACAACGACCUGUGGGCGAGUUUGAUGACUUCCGGACACCCGAUGUCGAGGUGAGACCCCCUACCACCUAUCUAUUGUCGUUGCUUCCACAUCCCGCAGAUGUGUCACUCCCUGUGUGUGUAGGCUGAGAUGCAGCGGGCCCCUCUGAUCCCCUGGAUCGCCGCAGAGACAGAGAGGCUGCUGUCCCCUGUGUUCUUCUCCACCAACGCACACAACGGCAGGAGAGAACGGUCAGGCAACUACACGCAGCUGUUUGACAGCCACACACCCAUUUUUUCGUCUUUCUUUCCCUCAGGGGUCUGCACGCGCUCAUGAGAAGCAUGCCGGGCGACUUCUCAGCACCAGACGAGCAGGCAGAUCGGCAAUUCGAAGACAACAACGCAGAGCAGGCCCCGGCCCAGGCGGGGAUGACGGUUGAGGAAGAGGAGGAGCUGGUGGGGACGGGCCUGAGCAGCCUCUUCCCCCGGAUGGAGGAGUGGGACAAUCAGUCUCUCCGGAAGAUCCCCCUGGACAGGCCUGUGCUGCUCGUGGGCAACCACAAUCUCUUCGGGUUCGAGGCCCCACUCAUCAUUUCACGAUUCCUACGGGUCAGAGCGGAGGGAAGGAGGGAGGGGGAGAGGGAUAACACUAACACACAAGAGCCAGGCCAGCGGUAUUCUCUCUGGUGGCAUUCGUUGUUCAGGAGGUGGGCAUCUGUCCGCGUGCGUUGGCGCAUCCGUUCUUCUUCCAGCCGCUGCACUAUCUCUUCGGCGACCACCGCAACAACAAGAACGGUUACAAUGGCUACAGUGACAACGACGACGCGCUGUCCUCGUCCACCAGGCAGCCCCAGACCAUUGAUCUGUUCCGGCCGCUGCCCGAGGACAACUACACGCUCAUCAGCAAGCUGUGGCGGUCAUUCGACGUGGGAGACUUCCACAAGCGGUUCGGUGCUGUGGAGGUGAGCAAGCGCGCCUACUACCGCCUGCUGCAGCAGAAAGGUGGGCACAGCACAGCACAGCACAGGAGGGCGCAAUGCAUUCAAUGACGACACUGGUGGAUGGAUGGAUGGAUCGAUGGCUCUCUGUCUGUGUGUCCCAGAGUGCAUUUUGCUGUACCCUGGUGGCCUCAAAGAGGUGUGCAUGACAUGAGGAUGGAUGCAGAGACAGACAGAACGCAAGAAUACUGCCUGCCACGUGUUGGAUGUGUUGCCCUUUCUGUCGUCCCUUCUGUCUGUCUAUCGUCAGGCCUUUCACGAGCGGUCGCAGAAGUACCAGCUCUUAUGGGACGAUCAGGAAGGUACGCACCCCUUGUCAAAGACAGACAGACAGACAGAGAUGUUAUCCUUCCUCCCACCCCCCUUCGCGCGCUGCAGAUUUCCUGCGCAUGGCGGCGCGGUUCAACGCCACCAUCAUCCCCUUCUCAGGUGAAUGACAACAGCACGUUCAGGUCAACAGGCCUUGUGCAGUUAACAGUCUUGUCUUGUCUUGUUUGUCGCGUCGUGUUUUUGCAGCUGUGGGGUGUUCUGACGUCUUCACCAUCGUGCUGGACAAGCGCGAGGUGCUCAACCUGCCUUUCGUCGGCGAGCGGCUCAAACGACGCGCACAAGCAUGUACGCCCAAAUAAUGAAAGCCAUGGUCCCAUGUUUGUGUGUCCCUCCAUCUACCGUCCUGUUGUUCAGUUCCCCGUGCGUCUGAUUUCCCGCCGUUCGUGCCGCCCAUUCCCCUGCCGUCGCUGCGGACGGGGGGCGGCGAGCGGCCCUAUCUCCUCUUCGGACGACCUAUGGACCUGACGGGCGUAGAUGCGGCUGACAAGGAGAGUUGCCAGGCACUCUACGAGCAGGUGAGCCAACCAGACAGACACAAGAGGUGUGGUCAUCUGACUGAGUGCACUCAUUCAUUCAUUCAUUCAUCAUGCAUUCAUUUGUUGGCUUCCUUCUUGCCGUGGGUGUGGUCAGCUGCGUGGUGAGGUUGAGAGCGGCGUGCAGACCUUGCUGGAGGCCAGGGAAAAGGACCCCUUCAGGUAACACCUCACACACACACACACACAGAGAGAGAGAGAGCAUGCGACAAUGCCACACUCUGUCUGUGCGGUGUGGUGUGGUGGUCAGGCGAGGUCCCCGACGCUGGGCGUAUGAGUUGCGCCACCGGCGGAAGGCACCGUCAGUCUCGAGCAUCAACCUGCCGCAAGCCAACGAAUGGGAGAUGCCCAUGCCGACAGAGGGCGGGAGGUGACAGUGACGCCAUAUCACGUACCAAGGGGCCUUCGACGAAGGGCAAUGGAAUGCCGUCCGGUUGUGUACAGAGAGAGGGGGACUGACUGUCAUAUGUGUGUAUGUGUGUGGUGUCAAUAGCGAGGGAGGCGAUGAUCGCAAUCAAUGUGGUGUGCAACCAACCGAGUUUUUCCGGCAUGUUCAUGUGGAUCAGUCAGGUGCGGGAGAAGAGGUAGAGGUAAAAAUCUAUGCACUUAGGCGAUAGCGUGGUUUGUGUGUGUGAGUGAACGGUCGAUGGCGUGGUCUGCCAAUGGAGUGGAGAACCAAACUUGUCUGAUGGGUUGCUUGGAUGUCACAGCUGACAUGGUAGAGAGUGAAUGGGAUGAAGAAACGUG